AUUUCAGUUGAAUCAAAAUCCAGUCUCCUAAGACCAUGGCAGAUGCAGUUGCUGAAAAACCUUGUUCAUCUUCAUCGAAGCCUAAGCCGGAUUUCAAUGACAGAUUUAGAAAGUUGCACCAGCUGAGGCAACAGUCGCGGAAGGCGAAUCAUGAACAAGUUGUGGAGGAGGACAGAAAGAAGAAGUUACCCGCAAACUACGAGGCAAGGAAGGCUCGCGACGAGUGGGAGCUCCGCGAGAUGGAAGAAAGGAAGAAAGCUGAGGAACAAGGUCUAGACUACGAGCGCAUAAAGGCUCUUAAUACACCAGCUGAUGUGGUGGCAAGAAUAGAAAUGAAAAGAAAGCGCAAGAAAAAUCCUGACCAAGGCUUUUCAACUUACGAGGAUAUGACACUGCGUCAACAUACACGUUUGACCACUGCAUUGAAGCCUGAUUCGGAAUCAUACAAAAAGAUGCGACAAGUGGUGGGUGAAGAUCAGUUCUAUCCGACAGCAAAUACUCUCAUCCAUGGUUCGCAUUAUCCAACAUCGCAAGCAAUGGAGAAGCUCGCUAGCGAUGUGCAAGGACAAGUCAAGCGACGAGAGCAAUUCCAUCGACGUCGUAUGUUCGAUCCAGAUGCACCAAUCGAUUACAUCAACGACAAGAACAUGCGGUUCAACAAAAAGCUCGAGAAGUUUUAUGGUCAGUAUACGGAAGACAUCAAGGAGGACCUCGAACGUGGAACCGCUAUCUAGAGAAAAGUGGCAAUGUAUCACUGUCUUGUUUGAGUUUUCGAAUGACCUCUUAUCUUAUCUUCUGUAUAUAGUCGAUUCAUUCCAUAUGACCAUGUGUGUAUUGCACACAACGUCCAUCUUUGGCGUUUCGAUCCUGGCUUUGCAAUAGCAAGAACGCAAGAGACUGAUCGCUGUCAUCGGUUACAUACAUA
Messenger RNA from Cylicocyclus nassatus, 925 nucleotides. The record is from the annotation of a GenBank genome assembly. Lineage: Eukaryota; Metazoa; Nematoda; Chromadorea; Rhabditida; Strongylidae.